AUGAGGAAAUGCAUCAUAAAAGAAAGCGAUCCUACAAUUGGGGAUUACUUCGUAUGUACGCGGUGUAAACAUUUUAUGUUGUCAACAGCUACCGCCGAAGCUCAUAAAAAGUGCAAGAAGAUACUGAUCAAAACAUUUGAACCGAAGGAACAAUUAUACCGAUGCUCUUCGUGUGGGCGGUACUUUGAAGAGUUGAGCCCAUGGUUUUCACACGAAAAAUUACACAAGGAGCUUGGAACUUACGAUCCUAGCAAGUUCGUACUUAAAAUAGACGAAAAUAAUUUUGUUGUCAAUUAA
Molecule: messenger RNA, 297 nt
Organism: Macrosiphum euphorbiae (potato aphid)
Lineage: Eukaryota; Metazoa; Arthropoda; Insecta; Hemiptera; Aphididae
Source: the annotation of a GenBank genome assembly